Messenger RNA from Drepanopeziza brunnea f. sp. 'multigermtubi' MB_m1, 4179 nucleotides. RefSeq lists its product as uncharacterized. Gene Ontology annotation, cellular component: P-body. Lineage: Eukaryota; Fungi; Ascomycota; Leotiomycetes; Helotiales; Drepanopezizaceae. Gene Ontology annotation, molecular function: 3'-5'-RNA exonuclease activity; RNA binding. The record is from RefSeq and is a predicted model, not a curated record. Gene Ontology annotation, biological process: mRNA catabolic process.
AUGGAGCAGCAACAGAACCAACAACAGCAGCCGCAGCUGCAGCCGCAGCAGGCACAGCAGCAUCUUCAGCCACAGUCGCAGAGUGGUGUAUCGGGUCCAAAUGGUCGUAGACUGCACAUUGCCCAUCGCCGAAGCCCCUCGGAGCUGACCCCAUUGAUGAGCAUGUUCUCCAGCCCAGGCAUGGAGCAGCUGGCCAUCCAGCAACAAAUCGAGCUUCUGCAACAACAACAACAGCAAAUUCAAGCUACACACCAACAGUAUGUCAACAUGGGCAUGAUUCCUCCAACCCAGCAUCUCGCCCCCGGAUACAACCCUCUCCAGCAGCAGAUGCAAGGCAUUCCUCAGAACAACUUCCAGUUUCCGAACCAGAUGCAACAACAGCAGAUGAACGUUUCUAUGGGUGCCCCUACGCAACCGCUCUCGCAUCGCCGUAAUCAAUCAGCUCUCCCCAACAUGGGCAUGGGUCCUCCACCCGCCCCCUCCUCUGGAGCAUCCGCAUCUGCAUUUGACAACUUUGGAGGACAACAAAGAGGCGAGAAUGCUGGCAGAGGAGGCCGCGGAGGCGGACCACCCGGUGGCGGACACCAGCGUCGUCAUUCUUUGGCUCUCCCCGAAGCUAAGAAGGCUGCCGAGCUUGCCCAGCAAAAACGCACAACUUCCGGCUUCCAAUUCCCCAUCCCAGGAGCUGCCGGUGGCGAUGCAAACGACGGCGCGAACUCACCACCUGCCGAAGAGAAGCUCCCACAAGCUGGAAACACAGGCCAGAGCACGCGUGGCCGAGGCGGUGGACAUGGACGAAGUCAGAGCAUGGCCGUCAACGGACGAGGUGGUGGAUCUACCCGGGGUGGAGGCUCGUUCCAAUUUCCUCCAAUGCAGGCUACCGUAGAUGCAGGAGCUUCGGGCCAGAGCAACGACAUCCAGCGAAGAGGAAGCGGCAAUAGUUCACACACCCGACAAGGUUCCCGAAACUUUGAGGGAAACUGGAGAAACCAGCCCCAAGGCGGAGCUCCUACACAGGAUCAGGGUGCCAUGGGCAACUUCCAGGGUCAGGGUGGUUUCCAACCUGGUCACCGCAACCGUGGAUCCAGCAAUCAGUCGAUCAACUCCAUUCCCAGUUUCCAGUAUGGUGGCCAACCUCAGAUUGUGCCAAUGCAGCCGGGACAGCUGAUGGUUCCCCAGAUGUACGCUGGUCAGCAAUUGAACCCUCUCCAGAUCAGCCAACUCCAGGCUCUGCAAGCCGCUCAGAUGAAUGGACAGGUUGGUCUCCAAGGCAGCCAACACGCCCCCCACAUGUCUGGGCAGCAUCAACAACAACAGCGCAAGACGCUCUUCACCCCGUACCUCCCACAAGCUACACUUCCUGCUCUUCUCGGUGACGGCCAGCUUGUUUCCGGUAUCCUCCGUGUGAAUAAGAAGAAUCGGAGUGACGCCUAUGUCACCACCCAGGAUGGUCUUCUCGAUGCCGACAUUUUCAUUUGUGGAAGCAAGGAUCGUAAUCGAGCCCUGGAAGGAGAUCUCGUUGCCGUUGAACUGUUGGAUGUGGACGAAGUGUGGGGCCAGAAGCGCGAGAAGGAAGAGAAGAAGAAGCGCAAGGAUGUCACGGAUAGCCGAGGUGGCUCCAACAACAACGAUCGAUCCCACCGUGAUAACUCAACAACCGGCGAUGAGCAACCCAGCACUGGCGAGGGUGGCGGGCUUCGCAGACGUGGAAGUUUGAGGCAGCGGCCAACUCAGAAGAAGAACGAUGAUGUGGAAGUCGAGGGACAGAGUCUCCUUCUCGUCGAGGAGGAGGAAGUCAACGAUGAGCAAAAGCCGCUUUAUGCCGGACACAUUGUUGCUGUGGUUGAGCGUGUUGCUGGCCAGAUGUUCUCGGGUACGCUGGGUCUCCUUCGACCUAGCAGUCAGGCGACCAAGGAGAAGCAAGAGGCUGAGCGUCAAGCUCGUGAUGGUAACUCUGGUCGUCACCAGGAGCAGAGACAGCAAGACAAGCCAAAGAUCGUCUGGUUCAAGCCAACUGACAAGCGCGUCCCACUGAUUGCUAUUCCCACCGAGCAAGCUCCACGUGACUUUGUUGAGAAGCAUCAAGACUAUGCCGACCGCAUUUUUGUUGCUUGCAUUAAGAGAUGGCCAAUCACCUCUCUGCAUCCUUUCGGUACUCUGGUCGAGCAACUCGGAAAGAUGGGUGAGUUGAAGGUUGAGACGGAUGCUCUUCUUCGAGACAACAACUUCGCCUCCGAUGAAUUUUCCGAUGCCGUUACACGCAGUGUUGGUCUUGACGAAUGGUCUAUUGAGAAGGAAGACGAGGCUGAAAUUGCCGCUCGUCGUGACUUCCGUAAUGAGAAGACCUUUACGAUUGACCCUAAUGGUGCCGAUGAGCUUGAUGAUGCCAUCCACGUCAAGACCGAGGAGGAAGAUGGGAAGAUUGAGAUUGGUAUUCACAUCGCUGAUGUCGCUCAUUUCAUCAAGGCGAACUCGCUUGUUGAUAGAGAAGCUCGUAAGAGAGGCUCCGCGGUGUACCUCAUGAACAGAUCAUGCGCCAUGCUCCCACCGAAGAUUGCUUCCGAGAUCUGCUCUUUAGUCCCGGGCCAAGACAGACUGACUGUAUCGGUGGUCUUCAAAGUUAAUGCUCACACUGGAAUGGUCUCUGACGAAGAUACAUGGAUCGGGAAGAGUAUCAUCAAGAGUGCUGGUAAAUUGACCUACAAGGAGGUCGAUGCUGUUUUGUCUGGCCAUCUCGACACAAAGCUCGAUGGAGCUGACGUCAGGGAGAUUCAGAUUCUUAACGCCGUAUCCCAAAAGUGGCGCGAACGUCGUCUCGGAACCGAAGGCGAGACCAUCACCCCAUUGAGACUGAUCUACCAAUUGGACGAUGAGAAUGUCCCAGUCGAGCAAAACAUAUUCGACUCAACUCCAUCACACGAGCUUAUUGAAGAGUUGAUGCACAAGGCCAACGCUUACGUUGCACAGAGAAUCUUCAAGGGUUUGCCCGAGAAGGCACUCCUCCGUAGACAAGGUCCACCCAACCCUCGGCGCCUCCAAACAUUCAUCUCCCGCAUGAAUAAGAUAGGCUACGAGAUAGACGCAACCACCAGUGGAACUCUCCAGACUAGUUUGUUCAAGGUCGAUGACACUCAAAUCCGACUCGGAAUGGAGACCCUCCUCGUCAAAGCUAUGCACAGAGCCAAGUACUUCAUUGCUGGAAAGACACCUGCCCAUCUCUACCCUCACUAUGCCUUGAACUUCCCUCUCUAUACACACUUCACCAACCCCUCUCGGCGCUAUGCGGAUCUGGUCGUUCACCGCCAGCUCGAAGCGGUUCUGUCUGAAGGGAAGAUUGAGUUCAACGAGGACAUUGAGACCCUUGUUAAGACCACUGAGUCUUGCAACACCAAGAAGGAUUCUUCCAAAAAUGCCCAAGAGCAAAGUGUCCACAUCGAAUCUUGCCGCAUCAUGGACAGAAAGCGUGAAGCUGCCGGUGGCGAACUUAUCAGCGAAGGCAUCGUCCUUGCUGUCUAUGAUUCUGCUUUCGACGUCCUCAUCCCCGAGUAUGGUUUCGAGAAGCGAGUUCAUUGUGAUCAGCUGCCACUGAAGAAGGCAGAGUUCCGCAAGAACGAUCGUAUCUUGGAGUUGUACUGGGAGAAGGGCGUCCCAUCCUCAAUAUACAUCCCAGAGGAUGAGCGUCCUAGAGCAGGCGCAUCUCAGCGCAUGACCAAUGCUGCCGCUGCCGCAAAGAAAGCCGCCGUCGCUGAGCGUGCCAAGAAAGAGCACGAGGAAGCCCAACGCAAGCAAAUGGAGACUGGCACGAUCUCUACCGACGAUGUUGACGCGCUGUUUGAUGACGAAGACGAUGUCUCUGACGUUGCUGACAGUCUCGCUGGCGUAUCUCUCAAUGACCGCCCAACCCAGAGCGUCCCACCCUCUCCAACCAAGAACUCCCUUCAAGCCUCGGGUAAACUUCACCGUACUAGAUCCGACUCUAAAGUCCCUCCUGUCGAGCCUGCUGAGGCCAAACUCAGUGCCAAGGAAAAAUACUUGAAGUUCUUCACUCUUCGCGAGGAGAACGGCGAGUACAUUCAGGACGUAAAGGAAAUGACAAGAGUUCCUGUCAUCUUGAAAACAGACCUCACCAAGAGUCCUCCUUGCCUAACCAUCCGUUCUCUCAACCCCUAUGCUCUAUGA